AUGCGAUCAUUUCUCUCUAUCACCACGGCCCUUCUAGGUGCCGUGGCCGUCGUAUCUGCUUCUGACGCUGAAUCCGACGUCCAAUCCUUAACCAAGGACACCUUCUCUGACUUCAUCAAGGGACAUGACCUCGUCCUGGCCGAGUUCUUUGCACCAUGGUGUGGUCACUGCAAAGCCCUGGCUCCUGAAUAUGAGGUUGCUGCCACUGAGUUAAAGGAGAAGAAUAUUCCCUUGGUCAAGGUUGAUUGUACCGCCGAGGCUGAGCUGUGCAAGGAAUACGGUGUUGAGGGUUACCCUACCCUGAAGAUCUUCCGUGGUGAAGACAACGUCAAGCCCUACGCAGGUGCUCGCAAGAGUGGAGCCAUCACUUCUUAUAUGAUUAAACAAUCUCUCCCCGCCGUCUCUCCCGUCACCGAGACCAACCUCGAAGAGUUCAAGACGCUCGACAAGAUUGUUAUUGUUGGAUAUAUUCCGUCGGACAGCAAGAAGGCCAACGAGGCUUUCAACAGCUUGGCCGAGUCUGAGCGUGACAACUUCCUCUUUGGCGCCAGCGAUGAUGCGGCAGUUGCGAAGUCUGAAGAUGUCGAGCAACCCUCUAUCGUUUUGUACAAGGACUUUGACGAGAAGAAGGCUGUUUACACCGGCCCAUUCGACUCUGACAGCAUUCUUACCUGGAUCACCACCGCCAGCACGCCCUUGGUUGGCGAGGUUGGCCCCGAGACCUAUGCCAAAUACAUGAAGGCUGGAAUUCCUCUCGCCUACAUUUUCGCCGAGACUCCCGAAGAGCGCGAGAAGUUCGCAGAAGAGUUCCGUCCUAUUGCCAAACAACACCGUGGAAAGAUUAACAUCGCAACCAUCGACGCCAAGGCAUUCGGUGCCCACGCCGGAAACCUCAACUUGGACCCUGCCACUUUCCCUGCCUUCGCUAUUCAGGACCCAGAGAAGAACACCAAGUUCCCUUGGGACCAAACCAAGGAUAUUACCGCCAAGGAGGUUGGCGCGUUCAUUCAGGACGUUCUUGAUGGCAAGGUUGACCCUAGCAUCAAGUCUGAACCCAUUCCCGAGACUCAGGAAGGUCCUGUCACCGUCGUCGUGGCCCACACUUACCAGGAGCUCGUUAUCGACAAUGACAAGGAUGUUCUUCUUGAGUUUUACGCACCAUGGUGCGGACACUGCAAAGCUUUGGCUCCUAAGUAUGAGCAGCUUGCCUCAGUUUAUGCUGACAACUCGGAAUAUGCUUCGAAGGUGACCGUCGCCAAGAUCGACGCUACUGCCAACGACGUCCCCGACGCUAUCCAGGGCUUCCCUACCAUCAAGCUCUACCCAGCCGGCUCCAAGGGCUCCCCUGUUGAAUACUCUGGCUCCCGAACCGUUGAGGACCUUGUCGCAUUCAUCAAGGCUAAUGGCAAGUACCAAGUCGAUGCUGCCGCUGACCUCGCCAAACUCAACGAGGAAGCCGCCGCUGCCUCUGCCUCUGCAUCUUCUGCUACCGCCUCCUCUACCUCUGCUUCCGCUUCUGCCUCUUCCACUGCCGAAGCCGCUGCUGCAUCUGAGACUGAGGCCGCAGCUCCUGAAGCUACUGAGGAGGCCGCUCCUGAACAUGAUGAGCUUUAA
Talaromyces marneffei is the source of this 1614-nucleotide messenger RNA. RefSeq lists its product as uncharacterized. Bases 1 to 1614 code for a protein of 537 amino acids. Gene Ontology annotation, cellular component: endoplasmic reticulum. Gene Ontology annotation, molecular function: protein disulfide isomerase activity. The record is from RefSeq and is a predicted model, not a curated record. NCBI's taxonomy places the organism in Eukaryota, Fungi, Ascomycota, Eurotiomycetes, Eurotiales, Trichocomaceae. The transcript is spliced from 3 exons. Gene Ontology annotation, biological process: protein folding; response to endoplasmic reticulum stress.